AUUUGAAUAAAACCUUUUAAGUCACGAGGUUAAACUUAAUUUCAGCAUUCGCAUCUAUGUAAUUAACAGAACUGGAACACAUGAAAUUACGAUUAGCAUCCUAAUAAAUCGUCGAAACGGUGUGCCUAAAAUACGCGCCCUGCUGUCGUUUGUUGUUGUUUUGAAAGAAAUCGUUCAGAAGAUCCGGUUAGCGGAACUCCAGCCCUGUAACAGGUUUACAUUCGCUUUCUCUACAUCACUUCCGCGUACUUCUCGAUUUAUUAGCUAGACUGUCACAUACAGGCGGGAGAUUCAGAAAUGGCUCUUUCUGUUUGAGUACUCCUCGUGUCAAGUACAGAAAUAUACAAAUUAUUCCAGACAUCUCGGUCGUUGACAGGUAUGCAGUCAAAUAUGCAACUGUUGUGUUUAACGCCAGCAAAACGUUUAUGGAAUGAAUGGAGCCGUUGAACUUUCUAACGACUGAAGAGUUGCUGUUUUUUCUCCACCGGAAAAAGACGGAAAUUUCGUGCAUCGAGCAACCGCACAGAUUCCUCACUCAGCUGCGAGACCACGAUCUGGUGCCGGAGAAACUUUUUGAGAAUGUGAAAAAGAAGCGUUCUCGUGAGCAGAAGAAGGACGUCUAUAAGGUUCUGGACUGGGUGGAGAAAAAUAAACCACAGUACAUACAUCAGUUCUGGCGCUGUGUGUUUGAAGACCAUAUCCUGCAGCUCUACCCGACGCUACGCAUGCUCAGAAAAAGUCUGCUGGACGGCACUUUCAAACUCUAUGAGAAACAUCCGGAUGUUGAGACUCCAGCAGAGGAGGAAGAGAGUGAAGGAAAGGCAGAGAAAGGGAAGGAGAACAACUACAAAAGAAAGAGAAGUAAAGAUGAUAGAAGUAGUGAGGAUAAUGAUGAUCCUGAUCCUUCCUCUGCUUCCACACCCAGUCGGAAGAAACCAGGCAAAAAACCCUCAUUCUCAUCUCUUGUGAAGAAAGGAGAAAAUCAGGAGAUUUGGAAGUGGCCUAUUUAUAAAACUCAUCUGCCUGUAACCUGUGGGGAUAAAGAAGGCACUCUCUAUCGGGACAAAAUGCCCAGAGUAGGGGAAAAGUGUAUUUUGUCUCAGGGGCGCUGGUUCACCCCAAAUUAUUUUGAAAAGUUUGCGGGGAAGGAAAAGUGCAAAAACUGGAAACUCAGCAUCCACUGCAGAAACACACCACUUAAGAAACUCAUAGAGGAGGAACAUCUUCAGUGUCCACCGAUGGAGAGAAGAAAGAGAACAUGUGUGUGCUCCAGUGAAGAAAAUGAUGCUGAAGAUUUCCAGGAACAGGGAUGGAGAGGAGGAGGAACAGAGAUCAGAGGGAGAGUUGAGGAAGAAGACAUGGCAGAUCUGUCUGUUUUCCAGGAUCCUUCUUUACCAGUCACCUGUGUUUCACUUACUGGGACUUUAUACAAAUACAGGUUUGCAACAGGGAUACGUGGGAAGUGUAUACGUACUGAGGAAAGAUGGUUCACUCCGGAGGAAUUUGUAAAGCAGGAACCAACUAUCACUGAUGGACACUGGAAGAAAGAUAUAGUGUGCCGUGGAAAAACGCUCAACUUUUUACUCAAGAAAGAAAUCCUGCUCAAACAUUUACUUCUAUGUGACUGUCAGAAAUGCAGCAUUAAAAAGGAAGACCUGAUGGCACAGAACAAUGAUGACGAGUGUUACGUGUGUGACUCUGAGGGACAUCUUGUGUGUUGUGACGAGUGUCCACGAGCUUUUCAUUCACACUGUCACCUACCAGCUGUACACGGAGACUCACCUGGGGAAUGGAUUUGUACCUUUUGCGUGUUAAGAACCAGUCAACAAUGGCGUGACUCCAGUAACAUGUCUGAACAAGAGGCUUUCGGUGCCCCAGUGUCUCAAUACAGAUUGCACUGCCACUACCUCCUGUUAUGUGUGUACAGAGAGGACAUCCAGAAGGUGUUUGUUAAGGAUCCACGGCCAACGGUGCCCAGAUACUCUGAGUUCAUAUCUCAGCCGAUGUGGCUGGACAGAAUAAAGCAGAAGUUGGAAAGUGGAGAGUAUCAGACGGUAGGAGCAUUCGUCUCAGACUUUCAGCUCAUUUUCAGCAACAGCAGCACGUUCAAUAGGGACAAUGUGUUUGGCCGAAUGGGUGCCAGGCUGAAGGAAAUGUUCGAGGAAGAGUUCCAGAAAAUCUUCAGUAUCCAAUAACAACUCUCUUUUACGUUUUUUAAAGAUACAAUUGAGAUCUGGAUAUCUUUGAAUAUUCAUUAGAGUUCAUUUUAAUAAUGUAUAAGAUGUAUAAAAUCUUUUAUUUUGCAGUCCUGCAAAGGACAAGUGGUUUGGAGAAUGGAUUGGUUACUGAUGGCAAUUUGAUUAUGUCAGUACAGAAGAUCUGCUACUAUCAGUUUUUUCUCCUACUCCAUACAGAUCUUAAUCACUGUCAGUGUUCAAGUACCUUAAAGGUGAAGGGUGCCAUUUCUGUAAUUCCAAGAAUAAUGAUUGUUUUAAAUAGGUUCCUAAACAAUCCGACCACCCUUUCUGACCUGCCCCGUCUUUUAUUGCUCAAAAAACAGGCAGCCCCACAGCCAAACACACAGCAUUAGAAACAUUACAGAGCCAUA
Messenger RNA from Sinocyclocheilus rhinocerous, 2608 nucleotides. RefSeq names its product nuclear body protein SP140-like protein. The transcript has 15 exons. Bases 435 to 2195 code for a protein of 586 amino acids. NCBI's taxonomy places the organism in Eukaryota, Metazoa, Chordata, Actinopteri, Cypriniformes, Cyprinidae. Gene Ontology annotation, molecular function: protein binding; DNA binding; DNA-binding transcription factor activity, RNA polymerase II-specific. The record is from RefSeq and is a predicted model, not a curated record. Gene Ontology annotation, cellular component: nucleus. Gene Ontology annotation, biological process: regulation of transcription by RNA polymerase II.